Molecule: messenger RNA, 936 nt
Organism: Plenodomus lingam JN3
Lineage: Eukaryota; Fungi; Ascomycota; Dothideomycetes; Pleosporales; Leptosphaeriaceae
Source: RefSeq, a predicted model, not a curated record
AUGGGAAAGCAUUCACUUGACUCAUUGGGUAGUGGACCAGUGAACAGAGUCCCAGGAAUUGUGGCCGCAUUUGGUGCCUCCGAGAAAUUUCCGCAUUCUAUGGACGAUAUUCUUUUCUUCGUUUUUGGGACGCUACUGCUCAAGGAGUGGACAUCCCAUUUCUCAUCUGAACUCACCGCUGCAAAGAAGUCAAGUCUGGACAACAAGAUAAAAAGCGCAGAACAGGACAUCAAGCGACUCGCACAAGCAGAAUGUCUCGCCCUCACUGCCAAAGUCAUCACCAAACUCCCGCGAGAAAUUCGUGACAUGAUAUAUCACCAUCUAAGUACAAGAAAAAACGAACGCAUAGAUCGUGAACACUCUCGCGCAACAUUAGACCCAUUAUCGAAACUAUACUCAUAUAAUCACGCUCGCUGGAAAGCGUCACACUUCCCGGAACACUACUGGAAUAGCGACUAUGUUGGUGCCAUGUUCUUCCACGAACUAAUCGAGAACUACUACCACACGUCAAACUUCAUCUUCAGCGACGACCCAGGAGUCAUGACGCGAUUUCUCAAUACCAACGAGUUCAGCAUGCCUUGUUUACCCAAAGUUCUCAUUUCCAACGUCGAGAUCCACCUCAACGCCAUAAGCUACGACCGCGGCUCUUUCCGAGCUUACAUGUUCGGUGUACCGAAAGCUCCUGAACGCCUACAAGAGCAGCUAGAACCGCUGUUUGAACUCAAGCAUGGCGCCAAGAUUUGCAUACACUUUUUGACUGAUACGCAAGAGGAAAGACAUCGCGAAGAACAUUUCCAGGCGGGGCUGGAGACGCUGUUUUCGAGUGUGCAGAGAGCAAAAUUGAAGGGGUAUCACAUUAAGUUUGUGGUGGAUAGGACACAUACUUUUGACCUGGAGGAAGAUUUGAAGAGCGAGUGGGCGAAUAUACACGGCUAA